CUUAACUAACCUCUUCUCUAGAAAUCUUGUAGGGGAUCUAAAGAAUGGCCUUCCAUGACAAUGGCCCAAGCAUAGGAUUCCUCUUAAGUGAUCCAUGGAAUCCAAUUCCUUGUGGAUUACACCACAACUUUUUGCCAAAGUGAUUGUGACAAAAACCAAUCUACCCCUCUACAAGAGGUUCUCCAACACUAAUUUACCAAUUUCAAUUAGCGGUUUCAAUAUCAAAAUGGGAUCGGGAUUAUCACAAGAAGCAGAUACACAACAGAUUCCAAGAUCACCCACAAAACCCACACCGGCACCACGGACUCAUGAAAACCAUCAAACCGCAAAAACCACGGUUACAACCACAAGCACACGGUUGAACCGUUUACCUCAUGAUUGUGAAGCAAUUUUGAAGGAUGCAGAUACUCUUAUCGAUAAGUCUUCGAUUGAUCAGCUUUAUGCUGGUGUGUUUUUGAACCAAAAGAGAAUGAAGUAUUGGGUUGAUAAGGCAUCAAAUGGCAACUGUUUCUUGGUGUUUGCAAGGGACCUCUCCAUCGCUUGGCAAGACGACAAUCGUUAUUGGCAUUGGACCUCCAUUAAAGAAGCAAGUGAUCAAGAGUUUAUAGAUGUUGCGGAAUUGCUAAACGUUUGUUGGUUAGAUGUCGCCGGAAAAUUUGAGACGGCGAAAUUAACACCGGGAAUGAAAUACGAGGUCGUAUUCAUGGUGAUGCUGAAAGAUCCUGCUUACGGGUGGGAAGUUCCGAUCAACGUCAGACUCGUCCUGCCGGACGGAAGCAAACAAGAACACAAGGAAAACAUGGUGGAAAAGCCGAGAUCGCGGUGGUUUGAGAUUCCGGUUGGCGAGUUUACGGCGGAAGCAAAGAACGGAGGAUUUAUCGAGUUCUCGUUUUACGAACAUGAAGCUGGGGCUUGGAAGAGGGGUUUACUCGUCAAAGGACUAUGGGUGUUAUACACUUAUACUUAUAAUUAUAAUUUCCACUUCUAUAUAAAGGCUGAUUCUUUUUCAUAGUCAGCGUUCAAAAUUUGUCAUUUGCCGGUUGUCAGAACUGAAGAAGGUGAAGCCCUAAAUUAAGAACAUAGAAUAAUCACAGGCACCAUUGGAAUGGAUUCAUCAAGUCCUUCAAUAGAAAAUGAAGAACUCUGUUUAGCUAACUCCAAAUUUGAAUCAUAUGAUGAAUUACUAAAGAAUGUACGAGACUUUUAUUACGCUAAAGGAUAUGCAUUAUCUAUUCGAGAUUCAAGUAAAGAUAAAUAUGUCAAGUUGCAAUGUGACCGAGGCGGUUCCUAUCGAGAUAGAUUGUGUAUUGGCAAUAAAAGAAAGAGGAACACCGGAUCUCGUUUGAUCAAAUGCCCCUUCCAGAUCGUAAAAAAGGAAUUGAUGGUUCUUGGGCACUUAAUGCUAAAAACUUAACUCAUAACCAUGAACCAUCUAUUGAUAUGUCUGGGCAUCCAUCAUUUCGUCGUCGAUUAUCAUCGUACAAAGUGUCAAAAACAUGUCACUUUCUGGCAUACCCCCAAGGCAAAUUAUUUCUUCUUUUCGGCAGAAUAACCAAAACCUUCCAGAAAAUUCUCGAACUAUAUACAACCUGAUGAUGAAAAUCCGCAAGGAAAACAUGAAAAAUAUUCAAUGGUUAGUGCCUUAUUUGAAGAGCUUGAAAAAGAGGGUUUUAUUUAUGAUAUUUUACAUAAUGAAGUAGGGCGUAUAACCCAUUUGUUCAUUGCACAUCCCUUGUCAAUUAUACUCGCCAAAACCUUCUCAACUAUCUUUGUUAUGGAUUGCACAUACAAAACAAACAAGUAUAACAUGCCUCUCCUUGAUAUCAUUGGGGUUUCAUGCUUUCAUACCUCUUUUUAUUCUGGGUUUGUUUUUCUGGAGAAAGAGGAUGAAGAGAGUUAUAUUUGGGCAUUAAGUGUGUUUAAGAAAACUCUUGAAAAUCGUGAACCGUCUGUGAUUAUAUCCGAUAGAGAGUUGGCAUUAAUGAAUGCUAUAAAAAUAGUAUUUCCGAACAUGACAAACCUUUUGUGUAUUUGGCAUAUUGAAAAGAACGUGUUGGCAAAUUGCAAGAAGCAUUUUGCACAUGUAGAAGAGUUUAAUACAUUUAUGUCAAGUUGGAUAAAUGUAGUGUAUUCAACUACAACAACUAUUUUUAAGAAUAAUUGGGGUGAAUUUGAGUUGCUUUAUUAGACGAAGAAAGUUGCAGUUGAUUAUAUUAAAGACACAUGGUUGCCUUGGAAAGAAAAGUUUGUUACUGCUUGGAUAGAAAAUUACUUGCAUUUUGGUAAUCGUUCAUCUUCAAGGGCUGAAGGUGCUCAUCCAAACUCAAGUUGUAUCUACAAGUAUCUACCGGUGGCUUAUAAGAAGUCAAAGAAAAGAUUUGUCUUGCAAUUAAACAUGAAUUCAUUGAGAUUAAAGUGAAACUCGCAAGUGAAAAAAAUUCAAGUUCUGCAUAAUUGUGACAUGCCGGUUUUUAGAGAGCUUUUGUCUCAUGUAUCUCAUUUUGCAUUAAAGGAGAUACAUAUGCAAUGUGAAAAAAUAAAAAAUGGUAUAAUGAUGCCUUGUACUGAUUAUUUUAUGGCAACCAUGGGCCUUCCUUGUGCUCACAAGAUAAAACAGCUGGAAGGAAAGCCACUUUCUUUGGAUCUUAUUCAUCCACAAUGGAGGAUUGAUACACUACGUCUAAAUUCGGAAGACGAUUCACACAAUGAUGGUGUCAACAAAUUUGAUGAGUUGCUUACUGAUUUGUCUUCAAGGUACAAAACGUGGCCUUUAAGUAAAAAAGAAUUUGCUACUUCUAUGAUUACCAAGCUUUUGACCGAAUUCCAUGUGUUCUUUGAACCAAUGAUUCGUAAACCAAAAGGUAGACCUCCAAAAUCAAAAAAGAAAAGAGGAAUAACUUCAACCGUAUGAGAUCCUUCAAGAUUCGAGUUUGUGGAAUCAUCACAAACAUACAACCCUUCAAGUUCUACCGGUGACUUCAAUAUGAACAAUGAAGUGUCUGAGAGCAACUUAUUUGAUUUAAAUACAUAUCUAAUUUUUUAAGUGAUGGUAUUAUGAUUUGAAUAAUUUUAUUGGGAAACAUUUUAUAAUGAUUUGAUAUGAACUGGUUUGAAUAAUUUAUUAG
Messenger RNA from Lactuca saligna, 3125 nucleotides. The record is from the annotation of a GenBank genome assembly. Lineage: Eukaryota; Viridiplantae; Streptophyta; Magnoliopsida; Asterales; Asteraceae.